GGUGGUGGUGGUGGAGGAGGAGGAGGAUGGAGAGGAGGUGGGAGGGGAGGAGGGGGAGGAUGGAGAAGUAGACCAUGGAGAGGAGGAUCAGGAAUCAAUACCCUCAGCAGCCAGAGAGUCCUUUGUCAGGCUACUCUAGAUAUAUCGUGUCCGUACAAAGGAUGGGCUCUCUACUUCACAGAAGGCUUCAUAGAGAGCUCACCUAGUGUGGAGAAGAUCAAAGUGUUUGAGAAAUAUUUUACUUCUAAGAUUGAUCUGUAUGACAAGGAUGAGAUUGAGCGUCAGGGCAGUGUUCUUGUAGAUUAUGCAGACUUGACUGGAGACAAAACCGUACGUGAAGCGCUUCCUGAUCUGACCACAGAGCUGAAGGAGCAGCCAGAGGUGAUCCUCAAGUGUUUGGGAGUGGCCAUUCACCAGGUGUUGACUAUAGAUUUGGAGAAACAAGCUGCUGAGCUGCAAGAGGAAGAGCUUCCUGUCGCUACACCAAUCAUCAACAUCCCUCACAUUAGCGCAAGGCUGUAUAACUAUGAACCGCUGACUGCGUUGCGGACGUUACGUGCCAGUGUGUUUGGACGGCUGGUGUGUGUAAGGGGAACAGUGGUCAGAGUGAGCAAUAUCAGACCUCUGUGUACCAGGAUGGCCUUCAGGUGCCUGGGCUGCAUGCACACACAGUCACUGCCACUGCAGCAUGGGAAAUACACUACACCUACCAAGUGUAUCCAGCCGGACUGCCGCAGUCGUACCUUUGCCCCCAGCAGGAGUUCCCCUUUUACUCAUACUGUAGACUGGCAGAUCAUUAAGGUGCAGGAGUUGAUGGGCGGAGAGCAGAGGGAGACUGGACGGAUCCCGCGCACCGUGGAGUGUCAACUGACAUCCGACCUCUGUGACAGCUGCGUCCCUGGAGACACAGUCACUGUGACAGGGAUAGUUAGAGUUACCAGCGAUGGUAGUUCCCGGGGGAAUAAGGAUCAGUGCAUGUUCCUCCUCUACCUUGAAGCCAUUUCAGUCAGCAAUACUAAAGGUAAGCAGUCCAAGUCAGGUCAGGGGUCACUUGAAGAUCGUUCUGGGGGGGAGGAGUUCAGUCUGAAGGAGUUGUAUGCCAUCCAGGAGAUCCAGUCACAGCCUGACCUUCUGAGACUUAUAGUACAGUCUUUGUGUCCUGUCAUCUACGGCCACCUGCUGGUGAAAGCUGCUCUAGCCUUGGUGUUGUUUGGAGGCCGACAGAAACACACUGGCAAGAACAGCGUCCCAGUUAGAGGAGACCCACACAUCCUGAUGGUGGGAGACCCUGGACUGGGGAAGAGUCAGAUGUUGCAGGCAGUGUGUAAUGUGGCUCCCAGAGGAAUCUAUGUAUGUGGCAACAGCACAAGCACCACAGGACUAACCGUGAGUUUAUCUCGAGACGCUGGAACGGGGGAUUUUGCUCUAGAGGCCGGAGCCUUGGUGCUGGCUGACCAAGGCCUGUGUUGCAUUGAUGAGUUUGAUAAGUUGGGCAACCAGCAGCAGGCUCUGCUAGAAGCCAUGGAGCAGCAGUCUGUGAGUCUGGCUAAGGCUGGAAUAGUUUCCUCUCUGCCAGCAAGGACGUCAGUCGUAGCUGCUGCGAACCCCAUCGGCGGACAUUACAACAGAGGCAAGACUGUUUCUGAAAAUCUGAAAAUGGGUUCAGCACUUCUCUCUAGAUUCGACGUUGUCUUUCUCCUCCUGGACAUCCCAGAUGAGUCACAUGACCGGCACCUGUCAGAACAUGUCAUGGCAAACAGGGCAGGAAAAGGCAGAACCAGCAGCGCCAUAGUUACCAGGGCUAACAGUGAUUUAGAGACCUCCAUCCUGCUAGAACACUCAGACAUGCCGCUGUCUGAACGUUUGCAGAUCCCUGCAGGUGAAACUGUAGACCCCAUUCCAGUAUGUUUGUUAAGGAAGUAUAUCAGCUACGCUCGCCAGUAUGUCCACCCCUCGCUCUCUCCUGAAGCCGCAAAGAUACUUCAGGACUUCUACCUGUCACUGAGAUCUCAGGCACACUCCGCUGAUUCCACACCCAUCACCACACGACAACUCGAGUCUUUAAUUAGACUAACUGAGGCAAGAGCCAGGCUGGAGCUCAGAGAGACGGCUACCCGCAGUGAUGCUGAAGAUGUGGUGGAAAUCAUGAAACACAGUCUGGCUGAUACAUAUUCAGAUGGGCUGGGCAAUCUGGACUUUGAGCGCUCGCAGCUUGGAUCAGGCAUGAGUCAGCGUAGCGUUGCAAAAAGACUGGUCAACGCACUGCACAUGCAUGCUCAGAGGACCAAUCAGAAGCAGUUUGACCUACAGAUGCUUCGAUCUAUCGCCAACAAACUGAACAUUAAGGUGGUGGAUUUUGAAGGUCUGGUGAGUUCCCUCAAUGAACAGGGUUUCCUGCUGAAGAAAGGAGCUAAGCUGUACCAGCUGCAGACUGUCUGAUCACUGGCAACUGCAACAGACUAAGAGCUGGGUACCAGCUUCAUCCUGCAGACCUCGCUAAAAGGUCAGUGUUCGGGAUAACUGAACUGGGUCUCUUUCUGUGUAAGAGGGAGAAAGGAACUUGAUGGGGAGCUCAUUAUCCAGACCACUUUCACCAAACCUCCACCCAAUGGACCGCUGUGAAACCUUUUGAAGAGACUGUAACAACCACAGCAACCGACAAACACGGGACAGAUCAUCUAACUUACUAAAACCUUACAGAGGGCAUCUCUCCACAACCUUACAGCGACCACAGUUUUCCCCAUGACCACCAACCUCCUGCUAAAAAGAGGAACUGACUCCAUUAGACACACCACAUCUAUGCUGAACUCAACACGGUAUGGUGUGACUUGGCUGUAAUUGCAUCAGUUAAGUGACACUUCAGACAUUACUCAAGGCUGUAAGAAAAUGUUAUUUAGUUCCCCACCUGUUGGUUCAAUGAUGUAAUGCCUCACAGAUGCCACUAUCUUAAUAAAGAUAUAACAUCAUUUUUCAGAACUAAAAAAUCCAUAGUCGGGUACACUUUCCUUUCAAUGUACAUCAUUUUACAGUACAUGGUGACUGUUUCAAACAACAGUUGUAGUUGAAAUUCUUUUUUUCAAAGUAAGGUCGGUCUUUGGCGCUCUAAACGUCUGAGAGAAGUGCUGAUGUACUUAUAUUCGAUAAAUACCUAAUAGGUGACUAUACUACCUCAAUGUUGAGUUUCUUGUUUAUUUAUUUUUCCACACAGAUGACUUUGUUGUAAAGAAACCUUUUUGAAGUUCAGUUAAAAUUAUAUUUUAGAAGUCACUGUUAUUUCUAUGUCACUAAAAUAAAAUAAAUGAUCUUAUGAUGUUUAGUAGCUUGGUAAAGAUGGUCAUUGCUUCCUAUGAUGUGGCAAUAUAUUGUUUUCUAAAAUAUUGACUUUUGAAUUGACCUCAAGAAUCCAGUAAUGGUCAGGCUAUAUAUAUAUUGAUCUAAAAACCUGCAACUAUACAAUAUUUGCUUCUCAUUCUGUCUCAAACGUUCUGUAUCGUCUACCGUCUAGUCGUCUAGUAUGCACUUUAUUAGUUUACAUUAAACAUUCCGUUAUUAAAUGAUUUAAUUUCCUGUAAAUCUCAGCAUAUUUUGUUUUUUUAAGGAUUACAGAAAAGGAUUUGACAGUGAAAACAUGCAAAAUUGGACAAUACAAUCAGCAAAGCUCAAACUGUUGAUUAUGGUGUCAUUAUUACAAAUACUUUCCUCUGAUAACUUUGUUUUGCUGAUAUUAACUUUGUGACUUGUCUUAAUCACAUCAUCUUUUUUUUUUCUAAAUAAAAGCCUUGUCAACUAAAGCGUCAUUGACGAUUUUGCGACGCCCUUUGCGGUGUCAGUUUACGGCAACAUGGCAGCCUGCUGGCUGAAGUCAUGGCCGGCUGGAGCGUUGGCUGGCCCAGACGCUAGAUCGCACCCAUAGAAUGUAUGAUCGCACACCCAAUACACGUGUCGACGUCACCAGGAGCACACUGCGCAGGCGUUGACACGUGUAUCGGGUGCGAUCUAGCAUUUACCCCCGGAGCUGAGAUUCUCUUGGCUCUGACCGUCUGAAACUUAAACAUGAAAACGGGUACGAACCACACGAUAGCAGCGGGUCGGUAACGGAAGCCUCGU
Messenger RNA from Sander lucioperca (pikeperch), 4107 nucleotides. RefSeq names its product minichromosome maintenance 8 homologous recombination repair factor (gene mcm8). The annotation marks the transcript as partial. The record is from RefSeq and is a predicted model, not a curated record. Gene Ontology annotation, molecular function: single-stranded DNA helicase activity; single-stranded DNA binding; ATP binding. NCBI's taxonomy places the organism in Eukaryota, Metazoa, Chordata, Actinopteri, Perciformes, Percidae. The transcript has 20 exons. Gene Ontology annotation, biological process: double-strand break repair via homologous recombination. Gene Ontology annotation, cellular component: nucleus; MCM complex.